Messenger RNA from Oryza sativa Japonica Group (Japanese rice), 1319 nucleotides. RefSeq names its product UDP-glycosyltransferase CGT. The record is from RefSeq and is a predicted model, not a curated record. NCBI's taxonomy places the organism in Eukaryota, Viridiplantae, Streptophyta, Magnoliopsida, Poales, Poaceae. Gene Ontology annotation, molecular function: UDP-glycosyltransferase activity.
UAUUUCACCCGGGACUAAAGAUAGCGAUCUUUAGUCCCGGAUUGGUACUCCCGGUUUGGAAACCGGGACUAAAGGGGGGUUACGAACCGGGACUACAAAGGGUUUCUCCACCAGUGAUGAUGUCCCUCUGCUCCUACUUCCCCAUCUACCUCGACAACAAGGAUGCCCAGGCCGACGUCGGCGACGUCGACGUCCCCGGUGUUCGUCACCUGCAGAGGUCCUGGCUGCCGCAGCCGCUGCUCGACCUGGACAUGCUCUUCACGAAGCAGUUCAUCGAGAACGGCCGCGAGGUGGUCAAGACCGACGGCGUUCUGAUCAACACGUUCGACGCGCUGGAGCCGGUGGCGCUCGCCGCCCUGCGGGACGGCACCGUCGUCCGCGGGUUCCCGCCGGUGUUCGCCGUCGGCCCGUACAGCUCGCUCGCGAGCGAGAAGAAGGCCGCCGACGCAGAUCAGAGCUCGGCGCUCGCCUGGCUCGACCAGCAGCCGGCGCGGUCAGUGGUGUACGUCGCCUUCGGCAACCGUUGCACCGUGAGCAACGACCAGCUCCGAGAGAUCGCGGCGGGGCUGGAGGCGAGCGGCUGCCGAUUCCUGUGGAUCCUCAAGACCACGGUGGUGGACCGCGACGAGGCCGCCGCGGGCGGCGUCCGCGACGUGCUCGGCGACGGGUUCAUGGAGCGCGUGAAGGGGCGCGGCAUGGUGACCAAGGAAUGGGUGGACCAGGAGGCGGUGCUCGGGCACCCGGCGGUGGGCCUGUUCCUGAGCCACAGCGGGUGGAACUCGGUGACCGAGGCGGCGGCGGCCGGCGUGCCGCUGCUGGCGUGGCCGCGGGGCGGCGACCACCGCGUGGCGGCGACGGUGGUGGCGAGCAGCGGCGUCGGGGUGUGGAUGGAGCAGUGGAGCUGGGACGGGGAGGAGUGGUUGGUGAGCGGGGAGGAGAUAGGGGGGAAGGUGAAGGAGAUGAUGGCCGACGACGCCGUGCGGGAGAGGGCGGCCAAGGUCGGCGAGGAGGCGGCCAAGGCCGUCGCGGAGGGCGGCACGAGCCACACGAGCAUGCUGGAGUUUGUUGCAAAGCUCAAGGCUGCUUAAUUAAUUACAAUGCAUCUAAAGAUAGUACAAGUACUAUAGUACUACAAGCUCGUAGUACAAAAUAAAAGCGUGCAUGCAUGCAGGCUGAGUCGUUGGGUCUUGAUGAGUGGGUGCACGUUCGUGUGUCGUGUCUGUAUACUCCGUGUCACGUGAAGUUGGUUGAUUCUCACUCCCUUUGUUCGAAAACAAAUCAAUCUACUACGACAUAUAAUAAACCAACAUUGGCUGCCA